This is a messenger RNA of Aspergillus sclerotioniger CBS 115572, 786 nucleotides long. RefSeq lists its product as uncharacterized. Lineage: Eukaryota; Fungi; Ascomycota; Eurotiomycetes; Eurotiales; Aspergillaceae. The coding region runs from base 1 to 786 and encodes 261 amino acids. The transcript is spliced from 3 exons. The record is from RefSeq and is a predicted model, not a curated record.
AUGCCUGCCCACUCUCUUCCCCAUAUUGACGUGUCUCUCUUCUCCGCCGACUAUGUCGACCCUCCCGAGGGCGUGGACGUCACCAGUGACUACGGCACUCCCAACCUCCUCCUCCUUUACUACUGCCGACCUGUGUCCGACUCUGACAAGGAGACCAUGAAGUCCUUAAAGACCGACCUCGAAGCAUGGAAUGCUUGGGAGCUCGCACAAGCGGAAUCGCAACUCAACAACCAGAUGAGAAAAGGCAACCUGCCUACCGACGAUUUGCUGGAGUCGCGUAUCAAGCGCACCGACUACCGCGCCAAGGUUAUCAGCGCUUUGCGCGAGCGAAGCCAGUCUUGGCUCUCGGAAACCGAAAACAGACAAUUCACUAUCGAGGUUGAGACCAACGAGGACGACAUGAAUGCCAAACUCGAGGACGAGAUCCAAGUGCGUCUCGAAUCAGACGAGAGACUGCCCGACCAGUUUGAUGUGGUUUUGCGCAUCAUCAACCGGAUCAUUGCUGCGCGUCGUGCAGACGAGACUCAGCAGUACCAGUCCACCCACGUGGAGCUGAAGGUCGAGGAGAAAGAUAAUUUGGAAAUCAAAUCCAUCUCGUUCGCUGUGUCCGAGGCAGAAAAGAAAAAGGAGGACGAUUCUGUCGUGGUCAAGAUUGAGUAUGUCAACUACCGAUACCAACUCGAUCGCAAUACCUGGGAUGAGAACAAGGACAAGGCACAGGAGAUGAUUUCCAGGGGAGAGCGUAUUCGCAGGGAUAUGACCUUGGAGAUGUGUGUUGAUGUCUAG